AUGAGGCAGAUUACCAAGUCAACUAUUCUAGGCAUCAAAAGGAAAUCACAGGAAGAAAACAAAGAAAAUACUUGCUUGACUUCCUCAGCAACAAAUAAUGAUUCGCAUAAUAUAGAGCAACCUACAACAUUGCGUCGAACACGACCUUCAAUUGCAGGGUGUUUGACUGAAAAUAUCACACCAUUGAGUAACAUCACAAAUGGUUGUAGAUCACCACGUCAAGUUCAUAUUGGUAAAACAAUACAUGGUUCGACAAUUGAAGAAGGACAUGUAAUUCAAAGAGAUUUGCUAUCAGCCUUUGAAGAGGAGUCUGUCCCUUUACGUCUACAAAUUCGCAAUAACGCCAUACCAGAUUUAAACAUUCCGAUUGACGAUGAGGAAUCUAUCUCUUUACGCAUCCCAAUGCCAAACCCGUGCAUACCAGAUUUAAACAUAACAAUUGCCGAUGAAACGCAUAACUUCGAUACCGGAACAUCCUCUGUUCAUGCAAAUGAAGAGUAUUAUGAUUUCGGUGAUGCAAGCAAUAGUUGUGUCCAUUGUGGGGCGUUGUUUUGGUUCGAGGAAAGGAAGAAAAACUAUUCCUCUAAAGGUCCAACGAUGUUUCCAUUGUGCUGCAACAAUGGCAAGAUUAAGUUACAGGAGAAUGCGUUGCCACCUAAAGGUAUAUUUGAGCUAUUUUUCGGCAAUGAUGAAUUAUCAAAAAAAUUCCUCCAAGACAUUAGAACAUACAACGCCAUGUUUUGCUUCACAUCAAUGGGCGGAAAGAUAGACAAGAGCUUGAACAAGGGUGGAGCACCAACGGUGUUCAGGUUAAGUGGUCAAAACUAUCACUUAAUGGGCGGCCUCCUACCAGAAGACGGAAAAGAACCACAUUUUGCUCAGUUGUACAUAUACGAUACGGCAAAUGAAAAGAACAACCGUAUAAAGGCUGUGAGGGGUAGAGUUGAUCAAGAUGACAUUCACGUAGAAAUAGUGAAUGUCAUUCAGAAGGAGUUGGACCAAAAUAAUGUUUUGGUUCAGUCUUUUCGGAUGGCUAGAUCUGAGCUUGAUAGUAACCCAUGCGCUGAAGUCAAAAUAAAGUUAUUGGGGAAGUGCACUAGAGAUGCAAGGACAUACAACCUGCCUCAAGUGUCCGAAGUAGCAGCUUUAAUAGUUGGAGAUCUGGAUACCAGUAUUGGUGAUCGUGAUAUUGUUGUUCAAGCUAAAGGUGGGCAAUUGCAAAGAAUUAGUGAAUUAAAUCCUUCAUACCUCCCACUACAAUACCCCCUGUUGUUUCUAUAUGGUGAAGAUGGAUAUCGGGAAGACAUUGCAUUCUCUAACUUUGUGGUAGAUGCAUACACGAUAGUGGAGUCUGGAAGACUCAUUUAUAUCAGGACACAUCAAAAAAUCUUAAGAUGUGAAUCAUACAGUGGAUUGACUGAUGCUUUAACCAGGGGUGAAGUAAACCCUGCAGCACAAGGUCGAAGAAUAAUACUACCCUCAAGUUUCAUAGGUGGUGCUCGGUACAUGAUACAAAACUACAAAGAUGCCAUGGCAAUAUGUAGAUGGAUUGGUUAUCCAGAUUUAUUUAUAACAUUUACAUGCAACCCAAAGUGGCCUGAGGUACAACGUUUUCUAAAAGAUCGCAGGUUGAAAGCCGAAGAUCGACCUGACAUAAUCUGCCGUUUGUUCAAGAUGAAGUUGGAUUCUUUGAUUGCUGAUUGUCGAAAGAAUAAACUUUUUGGCUCUGUUGCUGGAGUUAUAUAUACAAUUGAGUUCCAAAAGCGGGGUCUCCCUCAUGCUCAUAUGUUGCUUUUUUUGGGAAAGAAUCAAGACGUUAGUGAUGUUGUUACGCUAGAUAAGAUAAUUUCUGCAGAGAUACCAGAUGAAAAGACAGAUGUGUAA
Molecule: messenger RNA, 1884 nt
Organism: Ipomoea nil (Japanese morning glory)
Lineage: Eukaryota; Viridiplantae; Streptophyta; Magnoliopsida; Solanales; Convolvulaceae
Exons: 9
Coding region: 1-1884 (627 amino acids)
Source: RefSeq, a predicted model, not a curated record